AUGCGUGAUACAACCAUUUCAAGACCUUCGCGAGCAUCGAUGGAUGCUGCUAUCUUUGACUUAAGCACUGUCUCCAUGGAAUUUGACCGAGAUGUGGCCAUUUGCGAACUCAAUGCAGAGGAUGAUGAUGUCAUGAUCGAAUACAAAGAAGAACCCUAUUCGCCGGCUGGUAUUUCUACAGUUUCUGCUAUGACCAUGUUGGGCACAUACAUGUCCUACAUUCCAGGCGCCGUGUUUGACCGACUUGGACCGUAUACGUCCGUACUUCUAAGUGGCAGUACUAUGCUCAUCAUCAAUCUCGCCUUGUUUGCGAUGCUGAAGUUUUCACCGGAGAGCGCAAGCCCACUAAAUAUUGGCUGCGCAAUGAUGCUGUUUGGACUACUUAGUUCCUUUUGUGUCUUUUCUUCAAUUGUUUCAAAUGAGUCUCUUUUCGGUGAUAGCAAUCGUGGCAAAGUCAUGGCAGCUCUCAUGUCAGCCUAUAGCUGUGGUGGCGCAUUUUUCGCCUUCAUAUUUCAUGAAGUAUUUCAUAGCAGCGACGUACCGGGUUACUUUCUUUUUGUGGGAAAUUAUCUGCUAGUUGCGUGCGUCUUUGGAUGGUGCGUUUUUGCCCGUCAGCGUUGUGAAGUAAUAGAGAACAAAUAUCCAGUAAGUAUUUCGAAGGCCCAAAAUGGUGUCAGUAUUAAUUCGAUCGGACAAGAGAAUCAUUCAGAUGUUACAGGAUUUGCGUUGUUGAUGGACUCGCGAUUUUGGAUGCUCUUUAUACCGGUAAUGGUUAUCGUUGGUGCCGGGUUACUGGUUAUGUCCAAUGUUUCGUUUAUUGUGGAGUCACUGGGUGGCCCGUUGCAGCAAAUUCCAUCAAUGGUGGCUCUGUUCUCCAUAAUGAAUACGCUUGGCCGCCUUUUGACGGGAGUGAUUUCUGAUCUAUUUGUAGCAAAAUACCCGCGCGCUUAUUUUGCCGGACUCUCGGCAUUGCUCACGGCCAUUACACAAGGAGGUUUUUUAGUUGUACCAGCAAGCUGGCUAGUUCUACCGGUUGCCAUGGCUGGAUUCUCAGAAGGUGUGAUGUUCGGCACAUUUCCUGUAAUUAUUCGCGAAGAGUUCGGUCUUCAACACUUCGGCAAAAACUUUGGUCUCUUAAGCCUUGCUAAUUGCAUUGGGUACCCGCUCGUUUUUAGCCCACUGGCAUCGUACGUGUACCAGCACUCAGAGGGAGUUCGUACCAUCGAUGGUGUGGAGAAAUGCUAUGGUACGCAGUGUUAUGCACCUGUAUUUGCUGUAGCCAUCGCGCUGUCGGUAUUGGCGCUUGGUUGUUGCGCUCAGCUUGCCCGCUUACAACGGCGUCAAAUUUUAUAUAGAUACCAGCAGAUUUGA
Molecule: messenger RNA, 1371 nt
Organism: Plasmopara halstedii
Lineage: Eukaryota; Oomycota; Peronosporomycetes; Peronosporales; Peronosporaceae
Product: major facilitator superfamily
Exons: 3
Coding region: 1-1371 (456 amino acids)
Biological process (GO): transmembrane transport
Cellular component (GO): membrane
Molecular function (GO): transmembrane transporter activity
Source: RefSeq, a predicted model, not a curated record